AAUCGAUACUCUUCGCGAGUAUCGUAAUUUUUCGAUCCCACCUCGGUAUCGCUGGUAUCGACCAUUUGGUAUCGGUAAUCGGCGGAUCCCUCUUCUCUAGGCAGCGACCAACAAUACGUAUCAUGUCCACCACAAUUUAAACGGGAGUAACUAUGGUGUAAUACUACGAAAUAGAUGAAGCAAUCCACCGUCCAUCUGAGAGAACAAGUUAGUUGCUAUGAGGCCGUCGCUUUGAGCUAGUAGUCCUUGAACAUCCAGUGAAUGUUUCAAAAUGAGACACCUGCAAGAACGAGCUGCAGUAGCCCUAAAGUGUUACAUCAAACGCACCUUACGCAGUUACGGAACAGGAUCCAAAAAGAUUGAACUCACUAGUACCAGGUAUCCAGGGCUCAAAAGAGGACAAUAUUCGGAGGUAACAGACGAAGAUGUUAGAGCUUUUGAGACUUUCAUUCCUUCAAGAGUUGUUACAAAUCCAGAUGAAAUAUCACCUCACAAUGUUGACUGGCUUAAAAUGGUCAGAGGAACAAGUAAAAUACUACUGAAACCAAAAACUACAGAGGAAGUUUCCCAGAUCCUAGCGUAUUGCAAUUCACGCAGAUUAGCUGUAGUCCCUCAGGGUGGAAACACUGGAUUAGUUGGUGGCAGUGUGCCAGUGUUUGAUGAAAUUAUAUUAUCCACAUCAUUAAUGAAUCAAGUAUUGAGCUUUGACCAUGUUUCAGGUAUCCUUGUCUGUCAGGCUGGUUGUAUUUUAGAGUCACUGGACAAAUUAAUGGAAGAUCAAGGUUUUAUCAUGCCAUUGGACUUGGGAGCAAAAGGAAGUUGUCAUAUAGGUGGCAACAUUGCAACAAAUGCAGGGGGUUUGAGACGACUGAGGUAUGGAUCCUUACAUGGCAAUGUUCUCGGGCUUGAAGUGGUUCUUCCAGAUGGCACAAUACUUGACUGUCUUUCGUCAAUGUUAAAAGACAAUACAGGGUAUGACCUAAAACAGCUGUUCAUUGGAUCAGAAGGCCACCUGGGUAUAAUAACAACUGCUUCAAUCCUGACACCACCCAGACCCAAGGCUGUCAAUGUCACUUUUCUUGGUUGCACCACCUUCUCUGAUGUUCUUAGUGUGUACAAACUGGCAAGGAGUAUGUUGGGGGAAAUUCUGUCAGCCGUCGAAUUUCUUGAUGAUUUUUGCAUGAAUCUUGUGGAAACAAAGCUUGGUCUUCAUAAUCCCAUCAGUAAGCAGCCAUUUUAUGUGUUGAUUGAGACUUCAGGCUCAAACAACUCCCAUGAUGAAGAGAAACUUAGUUUUUUUCUGGAAAAACUUAUGUUUGAAAAAAUUGCAAGGGAUGGAAUUCUGGCAACAGAUUUGUCAAAGUUAAAAGACGUGUGGGAUAUACGUGAAAGAAUAGCAGAGGGCCUGACACAUUCUGGAACAACUUACAAGUAUGACUUGUCAAUCCCUCUGCCAAAAAUGUAUGAGCUUGUGUCACAUAUGAGAGAAAGACUUGGUGACCUGGUGACUAAUUGUGUUGGAUAUGGCCACCUUGGAGAUUGUAACUUACAUUUGAAUCUCACAACACCAGAGUUCAGUGAACAAGUGUUAAAUUCCAUUGAGCCUUAUGUUUAUCAGUGGACAGCAAAACAUGGCGGGAGCAUCAGCGCGGAGCACGGCCUAGGAUUCAAGAAAGCCAAUUACAUACAUUAUUCAAAAUCAUCAACAUCAGUGGAUCUAAUGAAAAACAUCAAACAACAUCUGGAUCCUAAGGGAAUUCUGAAUCCUUACAAAGUUCUUCCUCGGUGACAGCAAUAAAAUUGGCUUGUGAUAAAUAAAUGCAAACUAGCUUCAACUUGGCGGACACAAACCAAUGACCUUCUCAGCUAACUGUGAAUGGGUUUGUUUUAAAUAUAAAAAGAAGAUCUUUAAGUUAAUUUAUAGUCUACCGUUUUAUACAUGAGCCUCUGGCUCGG
Messenger RNA from Stylophora pistillata, 1956 nucleotides. Its product is annotated as D-2-hydroxyglutarate dehydrogenase, mitochondrial. Gene Ontology annotation, molecular function: FAD binding; catalytic activity. Gene Ontology annotation, cellular component: mitochondrion. Lineage: Eukaryota; Metazoa; Cnidaria; Anthozoa; Scleractinia; Pocilloporidae. The record is from RefSeq and is a predicted model, not a curated record.